AUGGCAUUUGAUAGAACGGAAAGAUUCGUGGAAAUAGCUACGUCAACUUCUGUUCGAGUGGGCCCGGGGACUUACGAUAUAUCGCUGGAUCCAUCAAAGCCAGCUCGAGAUCUGGACAACGCUUAUCCAUUUUUAAGCGGAGCUAGCAGGCAGACACUUGGCAUACCAAAAGAUGUGCACAAGUUCCCAGGUCCUGGUUCUUACAAUAUAGAAGCGCUACGGAAACGUAUACCAGAACGUGCAUUUUCCCUAUUUAUGCUUUAUUUGCAAUUCUUCCGUAUCAGCAUACGCGCGGAUAUUCGAUAUUGUCUAAGAUUUAAUAAUUUACAGGGUGGCAUUAGUCUUGAUUAUACCGAUGUUAGAUUUAAAAAAAAGGUGUGCGAAGGACCAAGUCCAACACAAUAUACCUUGCCGGAAGAUUUGUUUAAAGAAACGCCUCGAAAAAUAAGAUCCCAUCCGGGUACUUGGCGUGGUCCCGCAGGCAAAGAGACAAACUUUACCACUCUGAAGUACAAAGGGAACUUUUGGAGCAGAAUGAAAGGUAGAGAUGACGAACGGACUUCCGUGACCCCGGGUCCCGGGGACUACGAGCACGAAACAAAGAAAAGUCCCGCCCAAAUCCACGACGAGAGAAUUAGGGAAGUGAAAAGAGCCACCUCUAAGCAGCCACGUUUCUUGGAAGCUUUGUACCAGCAAAAAUUACGCCAAAACUUUCCAGCUCCCAAUCACUAUGACUUACCAAAAAGCGUGUUCGAUAAAUAUAAACGUAUUCUGUGUAAAUGUGACCCUUUGAUAGAAUCGCCGCCAUUCAAUCAAUCUACGAAGAGAUUCGAAGAGACUUUUCAAUCAGAUACACCCGGACCUGGAACUUAUGAAAUUACAGUUCCGCAAAUUUGUUAUGGUUCUAUUCUUCAUGCACCGUUUGGUUUUUUCGACGAUCGUUUCAAGAGAAUCGAAGAGGUGCUGCCAGGUAUAUGUUAUGUCCUGCAGAUUACCACACAAAUAUCGGAACUUUAG
This is a messenger RNA of Acromyrmex echinatior (Panamanian leafcutter ant), 1017 nucleotides long. RefSeq names its product sperm-tail PG-rich repeat-containing protein 2. NCBI's taxonomy places the organism in Eukaryota, Metazoa, Arthropoda, Insecta, Hymenoptera, Formicidae. The record is from RefSeq and is a predicted model, not a curated record.